GCUGCAGCCAUCUCCUCAAGCCAUUUGACUUCUGACGAAUGAGCGUUCCAAGUCUUUCGCUUGAAUCGCCGGAUUCAUCGACACCGAACUAUUAAUAAACCAGCGAUAGCUUUGCCGAAGCAUAGCAGAGGGUCUUGGUUGUGGUGGCCCUUUGGGAAUUUCCGCACCGCCCAUUCUGCAAUCUAUCGACAUAUUAGAGCAUGUUUUGGACCCUUUCGACCAGAGACCUCGUCAUUCAGAAAGUCAUCAAAAUCGUUUGAACAUUGCUCUCAGUCUUUUCAGCCCUCCUUCAUCAUGGCGAGCUUUGCCAAAACCGUCAGUCAUCAGGCUACCAGCAGCCGUGCAACUAUCGCGAUAUUAUCUUCACAGCAUGAGAGAGGCACUCCACCACAUCCGUCCAGGAUACAUCCCCCAUAUGCUUGCGGUCAAUACCCGGAAGUGCAAGACACGGUGGAGCGAAAGCGUAAUCCUCUGCGGUCCUUGAAGAGUAGAGGCCCAAAAAAACAACGAAACGAUAUCAAUAAGCACAGGUCCUUCCCGGUCAAGAAUCCUCCAGAUCGAAUACCGAACAGACAAGCAUCUUGUCAAGACACAGCAUUUCUGAGCCUACAAUCCUACCAGGGCGCCGAUAAGUGGUUCAAAAACCUCGAAACCAUAACACUACCUAUAUUCAUGAGGCAAGAAAAUACUCUUGCUAGAAUUGGCCCUCCACCUAAAGAAGUUCGUAUCGCGAUUUUAGACAGCGGUAUAGAUUCAGGGUUUCACUUCAGAGACAGGGUCUAUAAGAGAAGCAAAAAUUUUAUAUCCGGCGAAAGCGAGCACAAUUACAAUAAAGGUGAGACGGGCCAUGGCACAGCAGUUGCAUACCAAGUAGCUCGUGCGUGCCCAAAUGCCAAGUUAUACAUCGCUCGAGUAGCCAAACGCAAUGACGAUGGAGGUAAACCAGUGCCAGAUAAGCAGGCUAUAGUCAAGGCUUUGCAAUGGGCUAGCAGGGAGGAAGUCGACAUCAUCAUCAUGUCUUUUGGAUGGGAGACACAGGAUGAUGGUGACGGUGUGGAGGAUGAGCUAGACAACAUCAAGAACAAGAAGUCGAUCCUAAUGUUUGCUGCUUCCACCAACGACGGAACGCUCGGGAAGAUGCUGUUUCCAGCCCGACAUUGCGGCGUCAUCGCGGUUGAUGCUUUCGAUGGUUUCGGCAAGGAAAUUCCGACCACGGGAACGCCAGACAGUGAUUGGAAGCGAGAACGAUUCGCUGCUCCUGGUAGAUAUCUCUCUGCUGGAGGAGACAAAAGAGUGACAGGCAGCUCCUACGCUUGUCCAAUUGUUGCUGGUAUCGCAGGUCUAGUGAUAGAAGCAUGUCGACGGGAGAUGCCGCGACCGGAAGCGAGUGUAUACAAACGUCUAGAAACUCGGGAGGCCAUGGAAUCCAUUCUGAAGUUGCUAUCGACACCAAAGGGCGACUUCAAUUUCUUGACGCCUUGGGAGAUGCUCCGAGAGGACAGAGAGGAAAAUCCUUGUGAGACAUUCGAUUUUUGUCGGAGCAUCAUCAAGGGGCCACUGAGACCGUAUCUGCGUUGUGGUGCUUCGUUCAUGAUGAAAGGCAACAUGGCGAUAUCACUUAUUUCUCCAACCGCUGCAAGCUAGAUUUUUGCGCUCCUUGUCGAGCUCGGUAUCUCUGUAGACAAUAGUCUUUAUUCCUCGACACGCUUCGGUGAGCUUGUUAUCUUCAUAGCAAAACAGGCUAGAGUUAAAUAUAAACACAAAAACAUUGUGAGAAAAUGGGAGCCAGCGACAGCAGAUCCGGGACAAUGAUAUAGGGGGGUUCGUCGUCCUAAGGUAAGUCUUAGUGGAACUCCGUGAAAAUAUGUCUCGUGGUGGCGUGGGCGCGACCAUGUAAACGACCAAUCCAGGCAUGCUGAUCUAUAAAAUAACAUCAGCAUGAGUCUGCCUUACAUGAAGUUAAUCGACUUGUCCUCAUUCGGGUGCAAAUGGAAGAAGACGAUGUUGAAG
This is a messenger RNA of Alternaria alternata, 2010 nucleotides long. Its product is annotated as subtilisin-like protein. Gene Ontology annotation, biological process: proteolysis. Bases 295 to 1644 code for a protein of 449 amino acids. The record is from RefSeq and is a predicted model, not a curated record. Lineage: Eukaryota; Fungi; Ascomycota; Dothideomycetes; Pleosporales; Pleosporaceae. Gene Ontology annotation, molecular function: serine-type endopeptidase activity. The transcript is spliced from 2 exons.